Messenger RNA from Vanderwaltozyma polyspora DSM 70294, 339 nucleotides. RefSeq names its product Cox23p (gene COX23). Lineage: Eukaryota; Fungi; Ascomycota; Saccharomycetes; Saccharomycetales; Saccharomycetaceae. The transcript has a single exon. The record is from RefSeq and is a predicted model, not a curated record. The coding region runs from base 1 to 339 and encodes 112 amino acids.
AUGUCUAAAGAAUCUAAAGAUAAACUAGAUAGUCCUUCUGCUUUAGAUUCAACUUUAGAGACAGAUAAAUCAAAAGUAGAUUUCGCUAAUAAAGAUGAUAAAAAAGAUUUGAAAUUCUAUCCUGAUAAUCCAGAAAGUACCUUAGCGAAAUACAGAUUCAUAACAAAGGAGACAUCUCAGUACUAUGAUCCCUGUCAAGAAUCCGCUCAGAUGAGUUUCAAUUGCCUGGAUCGAAAUAACUAUGAUAAAAGUAAAUGUAGAGCUUAUUUCGAUGCCUAUAGGGAAUGUAAGAAACAAUGGCUGAGAGCAAGAAGACAAGAUAGAUCCCAAUGGGAAUGA